Conger conger (European conger) is the source of this 4316-nucleotide messenger RNA. RefSeq names its product X-ray repair complementing defective repair in Chinese hamster cells 1 (gene xrcc1). Gene Ontology annotation, molecular function: damaged DNA binding. The record is from RefSeq and is a predicted model, not a curated record. The coding region runs from base 397 to 2265 and encodes 622 amino acids. Gene Ontology annotation, biological process: double-strand break repair via nonhomologous end joining; single strand break repair; base-excision repair. Gene Ontology annotation, cellular component: nucleus. Lineage: Eukaryota; Metazoa; Chordata; Actinopteri; Anguilliformes; Congridae. The transcript is spliced from 17 exons.
GGAAGUUGCGUCAGUGGUUGGGAAAUGAGAGGGAGUUUGUGAGUGAAGCAAAGCAUUGCAAUUUAGGCUUAACGUGUAGUUUUGCUUGAAAUACAACAAAUAUCAUCCCAACGAUUAUCUGAAAUAUCGUUUGGUAGAUUGCGCACAAUUUGAAAAUAGGUUGGGGGAAAAUAUCGUUUUGUGGUGUCCCAGUUGCAUUGGUGGCAGCAAAACUAGCCAGCCCCAUUGUUGUUUAUUGUGUUGUGAGUGGUCAAGAAUGCUCGGAUGCGUUUCAAUACUUUGUUAGUUAUGAUGCUAGCUAUCUAGCAACACAUUUGGCCACUGAUUUGCAAGCUGCAUAUUUUUAAAGUGCUAUAAGUAAACAAGCAUUUCUGUAACUUCCAAGGAAGUAAAAUCAUGCCGGAGAUUAAACUCAAACACGUCGUGUCCUGUAGCAGUGAAGACAAUACCCACAAAGCAGAAAAUCUCCUAAGUUCGGACACCUACAGAAAGUGGAAGGCAGCGAGAGCAGGGGAGAAACAAACAUCCGUCAUAAUACAGUUUGAGAAGGAGGAGCAGGUGCACAGCAUAGACAUCGGAAACGAAGGAUCGGCUUUCAUUGAGGUUCUCGUGGGUCACUCCACCUCCGUCAAGGACCAAGACUAUGAGGUCCUGUUGGUCACCUCCUCCUUCAUGUCUCCCACUGAGAGUCGCAAUGGCUCCAACACUAACCGAGUGCGGCUGUUUACGCCGAACCAGCUGGUGAAGGCCACUGCACAGGAGAAGUGGGACCGUGUCAAAAUUGUUUGCAGCCAACCCUACAGCAAGACCAUUGCAUAUGGAAUCUCCUUCGUCAAGUUCCAUUCCCCCCCUGACAACAGUGACCCCCCCGCUGCCACCCCACCGAAGCUGACGAAGCUGGGUCAGUUCCGGGUGAAAGAGGAGACUCCGUCGUCGGCCCCGUCCCUGCAGCCGGGGAGCCUGUUCUUCAGCCGGGAGGGCCCCUCCAAGCCCAGCCCGGCACUCAAAGUCUCUCCUCAGAGUGAGAAGCUCAGCUAUGCUGCGGCAGCCCUCCAGACCGGAGCUGCCCCUGGCUCUGCCCACACCACCACGACCACGCCCCCUGCUCAGGCUGCGGUGAAGAGGAAGUUUGAGUUCAGUAAGGAGCGCCUGUCAGCUCCGGGUCCUCCCCCUCCUAAGAAAGCCAGUCCCAUGGGCUCCCCGGAAGCAGGCGACAGCCCCCCAAAACCCAUACCCCGGCCCCCUCCAGCAAGUACGCCCAGCCCCAGCUCAGCCAAGGCCUCGGCGCAGAAGGCCCUGGAGAGGAGGAAGGAGAGCCAGCCCAAAGCGGAGAGCAGGCCCAGGCCCGGCGCGUCGGAGCCAGUCCCCCUGAACCGCAUCCUGGAGGGGGUGGUGGUGGUCCUCAGCGGCUUCCAGAACCCCUUCCGGGGGGAGCUGCGGGACAAGGCUCUGGCCCUGGGGGCCCGGUACCGGCCCGACUGGACCCCUGACGCCACACACCUCAUCUGUGCGUUUGCCAACACGCCCAAGUACAGCCAGGUGAAGGCGGCCGGGGGCACCAUCGUGAGGAAGGAGUGGGUGAUGGACUGCCACAAGAGGAGGCAGAAGAUCUCCCACAAGCGGUACCUGAUGGACGGGGCGGAGUCCAGCUCAGAGGACAGUGAGCCAGAGGAAGAGGAGAGUGCAGAAGAACGAGGGAAAGGGAAAGGGAAGGCUCAAAAGGAGAAGCAGGCCACGCCAAAAAAAGCCCCGCCGGUGAAGAAAGAAGUGAAGGUUGAGGAGGACGAGUACGGGGGCUCCACGGACGUAGACGAAGCAGAGAAGGAUGACUCGGGGAUGGACACAGAGGACGAGCUGAAGAGGGUGGAGAGCGAGAGCCGGAGGAGGAAAGGGGCCACGGCGGGGCCCAGCGAGGACCCCUACGGCGGCUCGACGGACGAGAACACCGACGCCGAGGCAGAGGAGGACAAACCCAUCCCCCAGCUCCCAGACUUCCUGACUGGGAAACGUUUCUUCCUGUACGGCAAGUUCCCGGCAAAUGAGCGGAGACUGUUGGUGAGGUACAUCAUCGCGUUCAACGGCGCUGUGGAGGACUAUAUGAGUGAGAAGGUCCAGUUCGUCGUCACCAGCGAAGGCUGGCACGACUCGUUUGAGGACGCCCUGAUGGAGAACGGCAAUCUGAGCUUUGUGAAACCCAGCUGGAUAUUCUCCAUUAACGACCGGCAGAAGAUGUUGCCGCACCAGCCUUACACUGUGGUCCCCUGAGUGUCGUCUCCCCCCGCCCCCCACCCCACACCCCCACCUCCCCCCAGUCAUCCAGGGGGGUGGUCCAGCAACUCCACUUCAGUGGCUUUCUGGGCUUCCAAGUUCCCAGCUAGGCCACACGCAACAGAGGGACAUGGCAUUACCCAGAACGCACCAGUAACCCCCAGCCCAGCAUAUGACUGGUGACUGCUGCUUAAUGCUGUAUGACCAAUUGGCAAUAAUUUGACGCACGCAAAGACGUCUCGCUACACGGCCUCCGGCAUCCUGCCCUUCUCAUUGGCUGGAUUCUGCUGUUGCCGUGGAACCACGGGUAGAUGGGCAGAGGCUGUUCAGCGGUAACGGCUGGCGGGUUUUAAACGGAGGCAGACGCGUAACCUAUUAAAGCAUCCACCUGUUUUAAUGCGUUUCGGCUUAAUUAAAGCUCGUCUUCAGUUCUCCACUUCGCAAAGUUUAGUCUUAAGUGUGCCUGUUUUUGUGCAUCUUUGUUCAGCUGAAUUGAAAGCUAUAAGCAUUCUCUUUUCUUACAGAAUGUAAAUGAUAGGAUGGUCUUUAGUGAAAAUAAUGUAGAGUCUGGCUUCACACCAGAAAACUAUGUUUCAGGUAACUGCUGCAUUUUCAUAUCCGUUCAAAUCACAUUCAUGGAUCUUUUAUUGGCAGUUUUGACAGGGGACAGACGUCUCCACCCAAAUAUUCUGAGUAAGUGUAAAAUUGUGUGACGCAAAUAUAGAGGCAUCAGAAAAUAGAAGUAAUAAUUUGCUUUUAAAAUCAAUUAUCCGGUUAAUUAAGAGCUUGGCAGUACAUUGAGGAUCUAUAUCAGGGUUGCAGUCGGUUUAAUUCCCGUUCUGAGAAAGAAUAUGAAUGAAAUCCACAAAUCCAUAAAUUGAUAAAUGGCCUUACUGUUAUAUGAGGAUUUUUCGAUUAACGGUCUGAACUGAGCUGGCUGAGUUAACCUCCUAAGACCUGGCGUACACAUGCGUGGACUCCACAUUUUGGGCUGUACAACCAUAAUACUUAAUUCUUAAGACCGAGAGUCCACAUAUGUGGAAAUCAUUUUUCUCAAAAACUACAUCAUGUCAAAAGAUAAUGCUUAGCUUUUAUACUUAUCAGGUCCCAAUAAGCCCAAAUCGCAAAGAGAAAUUAAAAAUGCAUACCAAAAAAGAGUGCGGGUCUUAGGAGGUUAAGAUGGGACGGAUGUAAAAGAGCCAUGCCCCGCUACAUUUACAUUACAUUUUAGUCAUUUGGCAGACGCUUUUAAUCCAAAGCGACCGCUGUCAUAAGGGGGGUUUUGGAGGGGGUGAAGGAGGUGCUACCCCCCCCCCCCCCACACACACACCUGUCCAAAAUGUUGAUAUGAGAUCCAUGUCCUUGCAACACUGCCCCCGGCAAAGGUUCACCAGCCACCGAAAUGGGCAGAGCUAUCACUUGCUGUCGCUAGCCUUCCGGGUGAACCAGCCGUGGCGCUUCGCUUGGGAGAACAAAGUCUUGAUUGGUCCGCGCGGCGAUUCACGGCUGAACGGAGGCCUCGUUCUAUCACCAUCUUCACUGUUGCCAGCGUGCCCGUGACAACCGGCUUUUGUCAUUUGCCAUAAAGAGCGCAGGGAGUCCUCACCGGUAGUAAAGGUUGAGUAAUGUCGCAGUUACGGUGUAAACACGGAGCGGCUGACGUGUAUGGAACCGUUUCUGCCGUCAACGUGAUAUUUUUUUAUUAUUAUUAUUACCAGGUUUUUAUAAUAUUUCAAGGUUUUUUUUCUGGGAAAACUGAUGUACUUUAUCAAACUUCUAGAUCGGUAUAGUGUCUUGUUUUGUUCUCCUAAUUUUAUUAAUGCUUUUCACUGUUUGAAUACGAGAGAAAAUGUUAAAAGGAUGAGGGAUGAAAGGGGCUUCUAUUGUAUGGCCUUUUUUCGUGUCACUAUGAAAAAUUUUUCAUUUCUGGUCGCCUCUGCGAAUACGACUAUGGUUUGUUCUUUUUUAUCUCUGGUUUGUGUUUGUCUUUAUAUUCUUAUUUGUGUUUAAAGGAAAGAAUUUAGGAAUAAAGUUUAAAAUCAUUUUUA